Moneuplotes crassus is the source of this 1630-nucleotide messenger RNA. The record is from the annotation of a GenBank genome assembly. Lineage: Eukaryota; Ciliophora; Spirotrichea; Euplotida; Euplotidae.
CAGAUAUGGAACUGCCAAAGUCUAUUAACAAAAAAAUCAAGAAAUACCCAAAUAAUAUUUAUCUCACUGGAAUCGGAGAUUUCAAGAAAUUUUCAGAUUUCAGAACGAGGACUAUGGUCCGCUCUCCAGUACCUAUAAGGAGUUAUGGGGAAAUUAGUCCUACUAUCUGAAACGACAGCGGUUUUGAACAUCCCUAUUCUAAAUGAGGGUAUUCCAAUAACCCAGAAUCAGCCUUGACACCUUUACUCAGCAUGAAAGCUGACACUACAGCUAAAUGAAAGACGAAAGAACCCUUUAAUUUUAGAGUUUUUCCAAAAUUUAAGGAGAGGAUGCGUUCUUUCAAGACUAAAACCCAUAUUAGGAAGCUUAAGACAACCACAACUCAAGAAAAGCAUGAGUCUGCAAAUGAAUGCUCUAAAACUCCAGCUAGCUCAGUCUUCUCUUUUGAUAGCCAUGAUAUAAAGGUAUCUAAGAGUCCUCUCCAUUAUAAGAAUAUGAAGGAACUUAAGGAAGAAAAUAGAGUCCAAGAGGUUAUUCUUAAUAGUCUGCUACAGAACACCUCUAAUCCAAACCCAAUUUUACAAAAAUUGUUGACUUCCUAUACCUGUAGGAAAUAUGAAAAACAGAUUAUGGAGUUGAAGUCAUCCCAUCACUCAGAGAUCGAGCAGCUAAAGUCUUCUUAUACAAGCCAAGUGGAGACUCUUCAGCUCGAGAUGAGUGACCUCACUACUCAGGUAGAAAAGCUCGAGCAGGAAAAUAGCCUAUUAAAAACCGAAAGCACUCAAAACUUAGAAAAGUUGGCAAAAAACCUCGAGGUAUCUGAACAUCAUGCCCAGGAGCUCACUAUGAAGCUGGAAAAGCUUCUUGGAACAUAUAAAUCUCUGAAAUUGGAGAGUAAGCAACUGGUUAAAACAAACUCAGAGCAGAAGACUCAAAUAGAUACUCUGGAGAGUACUUUGGAUUGCUGUAAAAAGUACUGCAAGGAAAUCGAAGCUGAUAAUAUCCUUUAUGGGAAGAGCAAAAUUCGACCUUAUAAGCUUGAUGUUGACCCUUAUGAGCUCCACAAGCGACUAAGACAGUACGAAUCCAAGAACGAAAUAUUAAAAAGUGAAAAUAUUCAAAUUACUGAGAAGCUAGAUGAACUAAAAGGAUUCCUCCAAAGGCUAAGAAUUACAGAAGAGGAUCUUAAAACUGCCAUGCUUACUGGGAGCCUUAAGCUAGAAGGAUUUAACUCUACAAUUUUUGACAUAGGGCCAACUAAGAGCUCUGUUCCUCAAUUUAACAAUCACUGAGUUAAGAGGAAAAGAAAAUGAAGGAUACGAAAGACUUCUACCAUGGAAAUAUCCACUCCUAAAAUUCAAAGGACUGUAUCCCGUAAGGGUUCUCACCAAAUGCUUCAAGACCAUAGCCUGAAUGUUGAUCAACCCCUACUCUCAAUGAUCUCGACUAAUAACAUGGAUAACAGUACUACACUAUGAAGUUAAAGAGGUGCUUUCACCAGCUCCAAAGUCACUUGCAGGACAUCCUUCUGCUUGCAGAAGGAUGUCCUGCAUCAGACAUUAAAGUCUGGAGCACGCUGGCAUUUAUCUAUCUAAUUCUAGUUUCUCGUUACACAUUUGCUACAGAUUUC